AUGCUUCCUCAUCUGACCCGCCAAGCUGUCGAUUUUCCCGCCGUCACGCCGUCAACCAGCUACAAGGCAACCGUAUUCGCCGGCUCCGAAGGCGCCUGGAGUCCGCCGAGUGACUCCAUCGCCUCAGCUCUGGCGUCCGCAUUCAAGCCAGGCCAAAGUAAGUCCCCACUGACCCUGCCCUACCUCAAAUUGAGUAUUGCAGACAUGUCUCAGAAACACACGGUCAGCUGA
This is a messenger RNA of Protopolystoma xenopodis, 231 nucleotides long. The record is from the annotation of a GenBank genome assembly. NCBI's taxonomy places the organism in Eukaryota, Metazoa, Platyhelminthes, Monogenea, Polystomatidea, Polystomatidae.